Messenger RNA from Labeo rohita (rohu), 4337 nucleotides. It is a transcript of the gene ugt5g2, whose product is annotated as UDP glucuronosyltransferase 5 family, polypeptide G2. NCBI's taxonomy places the organism in Eukaryota, Metazoa, Chordata, Actinopteri, Cypriniformes, Cyprinidae. The coding region runs from base 82 to 1776 and encodes 564 amino acids. The record is from RefSeq and is a predicted model, not a curated record. Gene Ontology annotation, molecular function: UDP-glycosyltransferase activity. The transcript is spliced from 3 exons.
CUUUCAUUUACGUAGCAACAUUUUUGUGGGACUGAAACUAGAAGGCUCAGCUAAGGGGUAGAGAGAGAGAGGAAAAAAAGAAUGUGUGGAUACAUUUCUCUCAUUUUCCUUUGGACAACCCUGCUUCUCACUUUACCCUGUGGUUAUAAUGGCGACAAGAUCCUGGUUUUCCCUGUUGAUGGCAGUCACUGGGUGAACAUGGAGGUGCUGGUGAAGAAGCUGCACUCUCAUGGACACGAGCUGAGUGUGAUUCGUCUGACGGACAGCUGGUUCAUCCAGGAGAAUUCACCUUACUACACCUCCAUUACGUUGAAGCUUAAAAAGAAAUACAUAGGCCUGGACUUGUUCGAGAAUGCAGUACAAAAAAUUCUUGAGGCCCGCAGGAAAGGCCCAAUGAUGGGAGUGGUGGUCCAAUUGUCAGAAUUUAUUGGCAUCAUGAACAUAGCUCACACUGCAAACUGUGCCAUGCUCACCACCAUGCUGGAGAACAAAGAUCUGAUGACACAAAUAAAGAUGGCGAACUAUGACUUGAUGCUCACUGACCCUGCCAUACCUGGCGGUGUCAUCCUGGCACAUUACCUGCAACUUCCAAUGGUCUAUAACGUCCGUUGGAUGAGUUUCGGAGAAGGCCACUUCUCCAUUGCACCUUCUCCCAUAUCCUAUGUGCCUGUGCCCGGCUCAGGUCUGACGGACCGAAUGGGUUUGUUAGAAAGAACUCGUAACUUUCUACAUUAUGGGUUGAACCUCAUUCAAGAGCGCUGGUUGAUGAUUCCCAUGUAUUCCAACUUGUUGCUCAACUACUUCCCUCCUGGCGCUGACCUCCUCACCAUGCAACGUUCGGCGGAGCUGUGGCUUGUCCGUGUAGACUUUGUGUUCGAGUUCCCACGACCUUCCAUGCCAAACCUUAUCUACAUUGGCGGCUUCCAGUGUCGUCCAGCCAAGCCUCUUCCUGCCGAGCUGGAGGAGUUCAUGCAGAGCUCAGGAGACCACGGGGUGGUUGUGAUGUCUCUGGGAACGCUAAUUGCAGGAUUGCCCCGAGAGGUCAUGGAGGCCAUUGCCACAGCUUUCGCCCGCAUACCGCAGAAGGUGAUCUGGAGGUUUGUUGGCGAAAGACCUUCAUCACUGGGCAAUAACACUCUACUGCUUCAGUGGAUACCUCAGAACGACCUGCUAGGCCAUCCAAAGACACGUGCUUUUGUGGCUCAUGGAGGCACGAAUGGUCUAUACGAAGCCAUCUAUCAUGGGGUGCCAGUUCUGGGACUCCCUUUGCUAUUUGACCAACUAGAUAACAUUGUACGUCUUCAGGCAAGAGGAGCAGCACGGAUGCUGGAUGCAGCUACUUGCACCACAGAAGAAUUUCUUGAAGCUUUGAGAGAUAUCUUAGAGAACUCAACGUAUCAUCAGAACAUGCAGAAGCUUUCCAGUUUACAUCGAGACCGGUCUCUGCAUCCUCUCGACAAAGCAGUGUACUGGAUCGAGUUUGUCCUGCGCAAUAAAGGUGCACCCCAUCUGCGCACUGAGGCCUACAACAUGUCCACAUACUCCUACUACUGUCUAGAUGUGGCUGCAUUGGUUCUCCUCACACUUCUGCUGACUCUGGGAGGUGUCUACAUAAUGUGUAUACUAAAAUUAAAAAGAAAGACAAACAAGGCUGUGAGAGACAGCAACAAAAAAGCUGUAAAGGAAGGCAGUAAGAGGCUGAAAGAGACCAUUCAUGCACUGAAAGACAGCAAUAAUAUUCCCAUCUCAAAACUAAGAGCAAGCAAAAGAAUUUAGUGAAUAGGCAAGGAAUCCAGAGAGCUAUACACUUCAUUCUUCUUUAUUAUAUUUUUCUAAAUUUUUCUUACAUUGUUUUCUUCUUCAAUAUUCUUCAAGUGUUAUUGUUAAUUAAAGCGAAAAGCAUUACAGUUGUUUCUGGUAAUUGAAAUAAAGCUGAAAUAAAAUAUAAAUAUUAGAUGAAAAGCUUAGAAAUUUCGCCUUGGCAACUGAAACUUUAUUAACUGAAAUAAAUAAAGUACUAAAAUUAUUAAACAUUAAAAAAAGGCUAUAUAAAUAUUUAUAUAUAGAUAAAAGCACAACAAAAUGAUAAAGCUUGGAAAUAUAAAAUAAAAGCUAAUUAAAAUUAUUAAUAAAUAUUAUGGUAUAUAAAUAGUACUAAAAUUACACUGCCUUCCAAUUAUUAUUAUUAUUAUUAUUAUUUUUUAAUAGGACAGUUGAGAAGUGACAGGAAAGUACAAAGAUAGAGGAACAGGAAUAAGACAUGGCCCAAGUUAGACUCGAACCCAGGUCCCCAUGAGCACAACGGCUCUUCGUGUCAAAUAAUUUCACUACCCCUGUGUCCUAGCUCUACAUGCUACACUCUUAAAAAUGCUGGGUUAAAAACAACCCAACUUGGGUUAUUUUGACCCAGCUGGUUGGGUUAAAUGUUUUGACCAAACAUGUUAUUUUAUUUAAGUCAACUGUUGUUUAAAAAUUAUUAUAUUGCUGGCUUAAAAUGGAGUAGAACUUAUAAAAAACACACAGAAUUACUAGAGGUAAGAGCAAUAAUCAAAAGAUGAACAUGUAUUACUAAGCAAGAACACGUGGACAAAAUAGAAGUUAUUUGGGUGAAUACAGCAUAGUUUACAAUAUUACAUACAUUUAAACUCGUUUAACAAGCAUUUAAGACAUAAAUGUAACAUUUAAAUGUUGCAUUUUAAUUUUAGUGUUUUCAACCGUUUUUACCGAAAUAGCGCUAAUUCUCGUGCCGGUGUGUUGCCGAAAUCAGAGCCGGUGAAGAGCUGCUGUUCGGCGGUGUAAUUGAGAACUUCAGACCGCGGCCUCGCGUUUCACUCGUAGCUGAAAGAUGCCGUGACUGACUCCAAAAUAUGCCCAUAAAAAAGUACUGAGAUCUGAUAACACAUUUUAAUAUCAAAAUAAAUUAAACUCAGUACAAUAACGAAUCCAUUUAUUUUAUGCAAGGCAAAAUGCGUUUUCAUCCUAACAACCGCUGCAAACGCAGCUGACUGACAUCUCCUCCUUAUGUUGUAUUGCGUGAAAUAAUACAAUUUACAACACACUAAAGACUUUAUAAAUUAAAUAAAAUGUAUACAAACCUAUAUUUCGCUUAAGAAGUGCACCAAAUCGGCAGCUGUCUCUCCUGUAGAGGACACAAAAAGCCAGCGCUUUGAUUGUAACUCAGCAGCUGGGGUGUUUCGUCAGAGACAGGCUCAACCCAUCUGUUGGGUAGAAAAAAAUAACCCAGCGUUAAAUGACCCAACCGCUGAACUACACAGCACCUGGGGAAAAAUAUUAAAAAUAACCCAAUAAAAUGACCCAACGGGCUGCAUUUUUAGAGUGUAAUAAUUCCUUUCUUUCUGUUUCUUUCUUUGUUUCUUUGUUUCUUUCUUUGUCUUUAAUUAUCUUUCCCCACUUCUUGAGCUCUUGCCAACUAAACUGUAUGUUGGUGAUUAGGUGCAGAUCCCUUCCUGGAAUAUUUGAAGUAAUCCCCCUUUUUUGCAAACAAUGCAUUUAAGGGCAUUUGCAAAGGAAAUAGAGUCAACAGUGACAAACAGCUGCUGGUCAAUAUUCUGGUAUGAUGUAACUCUUUGCAAGAUGUGAAUUGUUGUAUAAGCUAGUCAGCCUGUUCAGCAUGUGACAUGCAGUGCUGUGUUGAAAACUUACAGAACAUCUAAUCAUUUGUAGCUCCAGCAAUGAAACUUAAUUGGAGCCAUUCACAUUUUCGUUUUGUAAAACAUGGUUAAUUAACAAUGUGAUGGAUAACAAAUGCUCAAAAUAAACGCUCUUAUCAGAGUCCAAAACAGCGGGUUUCAUUUUAACACACGUUUAUAUUUUGCAGCUGAUCACCAGCAGAUGGCGCAAUGGAUAUAUUCAAAGUAUAGCUUGGAAUCAUUUCUGCAAUCCAAAAUCAGAUUAUAUCCUAUAUUCUUUUACAUCAGCUUGGCGCUUUUUAUAAACCAUACAUCAAAAUACCAUGGUUUCAUUAAAGCAAAAAUGAUCUAAAACUAAGAUGAUCACAAACCAGACCAAAAUGCUGCGUGUCACAGCACUUUCUCUUUACCAGCCGGAGGAGGACAUCCUUUUCUCCAGAUAUGAGACAGGAGAUGGCUGGAAGCACAUGCAGGGACAGAAUGAUAAAAAGAAGACAGGCAAGGAUGAGAGAGCUCUAACUGAUUGAGGGGACAUUAGCCUGGGCUGUACUCGCUAAUGUAUGCUUCUAAUGACUCGUUAUCUCAUUAUCAAUCUUAUUCUCGCUCAUCUUUUCUUUUCCUCACUCUCUCCCCUUCCUCUAUCUCUCUAUCUCCUCCCAAUCGACCAGCAAUGAUGGGAAUAGCAAU